Molecule: messenger RNA, 546 nt
Organism: Kwoniella shivajii
Lineage: Eukaryota; Fungi; Basidiomycota; Tremellomycetes; Tremellales; Cryptococcaceae
Exons: 1
Coding region: 1-546 (181 amino acids)
Source: RefSeq, a predicted model, not a curated record
AUGAGCGAGACCGUCGUCAACAACAGGGAAGUAGCCCCCUUCCGACGUGUCGUUACUUCACACGCGGGCACCGACAAGGACGGCAGUCAUGUCAUUCUUCACGACGAUAAUGUCAUCCUACGACCGGUUUUGGGUGGAAAUGCACAUGUAUCACCGCUCUAUUCAUCGUCAGACAUCCCGAGCACCAAUCCUCACGUAAUCAGCGCAGAACAUAUCACUCAAGCAGUGGCCAAUGUUCCAGGAGUCGUUCUUCCAGGAGGCACAAAUGGUCAAAUCACAGACCUUGCCCCAAACUUUCGUGUCAAUAUGCAUCGAACAUCUUCCAUCGACUACAAUGUUUUCUUACAAGGCAGUGCUUGGUUGAUUGUCCCGGAUGGAAAUGAAGGAGAAACAAGAACAGAGAUGAAAGCCGGGCAGAUCGCUGUACAGACUGGUACCAUACAUGCAUGGGAAGCUGGACCAGAAGGCGCUCGCUGGGUUACUGUAGUCAUAGCAGCUCUACCUGUAGAGAAGGACGGGAAGAAGUUUGAAGACGUUGAUUUUUGA